Molecule: messenger RNA, 1081 nt
Organism: Heterobasidion irregulare TC 32-1
Lineage: Eukaryota; Fungi; Basidiomycota; Agaricomycetes; Russulales; Bondarzewiaceae
Exons: 6
Coding region: 1-1062 (353 amino acids)
Biological process (GO): regulation of translational initiation
Cellular component (GO): cytoplasm
Molecular function (GO): protein binding
Source: RefSeq, a predicted model, not a curated record
AUGUCCAGAUCAAGAAACCCUUCUCCGUCAUCUGGAAGCUCAGAGAACUUCCACAGUGUGGAUGACUUCACCGCUGAGCUAUCACUUGAUCCUGAUCACGAAUUAAUCGUCUCAGAAAUCGGUGUGCUGCAGUCGAUUUAUGGUGAUAAUGCUAUACGACCAUGGCGUUCGUCUCCAGAAGACCAUGCGCGUAGCCAGAGCAAGACGCGCUAUGAGGUGAAUUUGAGGCUUCCAUCCCCUCAUGAAGAUGUUCCGCUCCGCAUCUUGAUUUCUCUCCCUCCUUCGUAUCCGGCCACCUCUCCACCGCAGCUACAGCUGCUCUCUCGAUACAUCGGGGCCUUCGGCGUUGAUUCUGAGCUAUUUGGAUCUAUCCUCAGGACUUUCAUAUCCAAGAGUGGAGUGGAAUGGACUCCAGAUACAGUGUGUGUAUUCGAUGGUUUGGAGAGCGUCGUGGAGCGUUGUACCACGUGGUACGAAGACCAUCUCAAUGUCCAGGAGGUUGGUGAACUGUUGCGAGCGGACGCGAAGGAACAUUCAACCGGCAAAGAUCAACAAAAGCAGCCAACGUUGAAUGAGCCCACGUCUCAGCGUGAGCUCGGGUUUUACAAUGCUAUUGCUACACUUCCAGAGGGAGUCGAAAUCACCGAAGCUGAAGCUAUCGUGGACCGCAGGAGUGUCUUUGUCGGACGAGCAUGCCAGAUCACAGAUCCUUCACAAGUUCCUUUGAUUCUUGCCUACCUCAUGUCUGAUAGGCGCAUAGCGAAGGCCGCUCAUCCGAUCAUCAAUGCCUGGCGCUGUCAGGUUGGCAGUGUACUGCACCAAGACAAUGACGACGAUAGAGAAUCGGCAGCGGGCGGGCGCCUCGCUCAUUUACUUCAAAUCCUGGACGUUAGCAAUGUUUUAAUCGUCGUGACUCGCUACUAUGGAGGGAUUUUACUGGGGCCGGAUCGAUUCAAACAUAUCAAUCAGGCUGCACGGGAUGCAUUGGAGUUGGGUGGAUUUUUGAACGGCCCAGAUCCAAAAAGAUCCAAGGGCUCAAAGCGAGAAAGGAAUCGAACUUGACAUCUCAAAGACUUGGAAC